Messenger RNA from Ictalurus punctatus (channel catfish), 1821 nucleotides. It is a transcript of the gene mffa, whose product is annotated as mitochondrial fission factor a. Bases 133 to 1092 code for a protein of 319 amino acids. The record is from RefSeq and is a predicted model, not a curated record. NCBI's taxonomy places the organism in Eukaryota, Metazoa, Chordata, Actinopteri, Siluriformes, Ictaluridae. Gene Ontology annotation, cellular component: mitochondrial outer membrane; peroxisome. The transcript is spliced from 8 exons. Gene Ontology annotation, biological process: positive regulation of mitochondrial fission.
UUUGGAUAGCAGUGUAGCCGGUGUUAUGGAGCCGCUUCUCUUGACUCGGGUGUUUUCUUUCUCCUCUCUGUAGUGGAGCUCGCUGUCUGAGCCUGAGUCAGAGUUUAUACAUUUACUCUCUUUAUAGAUCAGAUGAAUCCGGCUUUGGAGAAGAUGAACGGAGCGGCGUUCCCGUCUCCUACAGCCGAGAUGGCCGAGAUGAACCGCAUCCACUACGAGCUUCAGUACACGGAGGGCAUCAGCCAGCGCAUGCGCGUGCCUGAGAUGCUGAAGGUCACUCCGUACACGAGCGAGGAGAAAGACGGCAGCGCCAAUCCAGACCACGAGUUGCUGCACACCACCAUGAUGCAGGUCCCCGACAGGAUCCUCGUAGCAGUAAAGAGGAGACAUCUCCCACAUCUGUCCUCUGUAGAAGACCAUGAAGACAUGCAGUUCUACAGACCCAGAGAUCUGGAUCUUAUCCAGUCCACGCCACUUGAGACCCUGUCUCUGAAGACUCCUCCUCGGGUUCUCACCCUCAACGAACGCCCCCUCGACUUCCUGGAAAUGGAGCAGCCCAGUGAAGAGGUACGCACUCAGAGCAGAGCACGCAGAGAACGUUCAGUCAGCGAAAACACAGCUGUGCGUCACAACGGCCAGAUGUCCCGAAACGACUCCUCUGUUUGUCCUCCUUCCCCCUCCGCCCUGCGCGCUCUGUCGCUCCGUCGUCCUCCCGAUGAGGCGCAGGGUGUUUCCGGCGCGCACGGCGUUCUCUCCUUCCUCCAGUCCAGCACACGUCGGGCCUACCAGCAGCUCCUGGAGGUCCUGGACGAGAACCAGCGCAGUAAGCCUUCUCUGAGAGGGGGUUCCACCUCCUCUAACCUCCAGCAUGAUAACAGAUUUGCCCUGGCUACACUGGACACGACUAUGGAAGGUGGAGAAGACCUGGCCGUGGCAGACGCUACAGCUUUAAGGAGACAGAUCAUUAAGCUGAACCGACGGCUGCAGCUCUUAGAGGAAGAGAACAAAGAGCGAGCCAAGCGCGAGAUGUUCAUGUACUCCAUCACCGUAGCCUUCUGGCUCAUCAACAGCUGGGUGUGGCUCCGGCGCUGAAUCACCAACCACCCUGCUUCACCUAAGCUCCGCCUCCUCGCUCCUCACUUCAAGUGUCAAACGUCAGCCCCGAUUUCUGCACUUGUGUCCCAGAGCUCGAGGAAGGCUAAAAGACACACGUCCUGUUCUUGUAUAUUUGUGAAUUGUUUUUUUUUUUUGUUUUUUUUUUAAAACAUUGACAUCAUUGUUCUUAAAGGCCAUGCAUGAAUCAGGUGUAUAUACACAUAUAUAUAUAUUCUCAUGCUUUUGCUGCUCUCUUAGACGAGAUUGCGCAUACACAAAGCCCUGUGCUUGUAUUGUUCUCAGAUCAUGUUAUGCCUGACUGUAUUCCCACAAGCACAACUAUACGGAUAAAGAUGAGCCGAUUCCCGACGUGUGAAAUGUUGCGUCUGGUCAAUACGGACCCAGGAAAACGGGACACACUCGUCUAAAUAUCUCGCUAAUAGUCUGACUGAUAGUGCUUAACGUAUCGGAAUGUUGUGACGAUAUAAGGAUCACCCGGGAUUUUUUUGUAAAGCUGUUCUACGUCUUGAAAUUUUCUGUAACGUCUUGUUCUGCCUUUCUUGUGAUGGAUGUGACGAUCGUGUUGGGAAUUUGAGACCAUGUUUGGAAUGAGAUGACUAUAAUUAUGUAUUAUGACCACACUCUCUCUCUCUCUCUCUCUCUCUCUCAUAUCCAUAUGCACUCUAACUACAGAACGAUUCUAUUUAAAUAAAGAGUACCUCCAUA